UUGCACUUAAUUUUUGUCUAGAACAAAGUAUAUAAAUGGAUUGUUAGAAUAAGAAUUAUUAGUUGAAUUGAAGAAACUGAAGACUUGACAACAUGAAAUACCUUGUAGCUGCUUUACUUUUCGCUUUGGUAGCCAUCGCCCUUGCCCGCCCCAGCGACUACAGCGGGGCCAGUGGCGGAAGAAGUGAACACACUGGACAUUUAGGUGAAAGCAAAGGUGUAUUUAUGGGCAACCAAGGCCACAGUCAACAAGGAGGUGAGGUGCAUGGAACACUUUCAAAUGUAGGCAACAAAGAGCAGAAAAAAGAGGAGGCCGCAGAAGAACCAGCAUCGGAUGAUGCAAAAGCUGCUGAAGAUGCCGAAGCUCCGGAAGAACCAGAAGCUCAAGAAGAAUCAGAGGCCGCAGAAGAACCACAAGCUGAAGAAGAACCAGAAGCUGCAGAAGACUCUGAGGCCCCAGAAGAACCUAAGGAAGAAGAGCUCGCUGAACCAGAAGCCGAAGCCUAAUAAACAUCUCAGAAUCUAAUUUAUUGAAAAGAAGCAGCCUAAAUAAAAUCCUAUAAAAGUAAA
Molecule: messenger RNA, 569 nt
Organism: Aethina tumida (small hive beetle)
Lineage: Eukaryota; Metazoa; Arthropoda; Insecta; Coleoptera; Nitidulidae
Product: cytochrome c1
Exons: 3
Coding region: 93-506 (137 amino acids)
Source: RefSeq, a predicted model, not a curated record